Messenger RNA from Vicia villosa (hairy vetch), 1088 nucleotides. Its product is annotated as transmembrane ascorbate ferrireductase 1-like. Bases 206 to 904 code for a protein of 232 amino acids. The transcript has 4 exons. Gene Ontology annotation, molecular function: oxidoreductase activity. The record is from RefSeq and is a predicted model, not a curated record. Lineage: Eukaryota; Viridiplantae; Streptophyta; Magnoliopsida; Fabales; Fabaceae.
GGCGAACAUCCAGUUAGAAAACAAGAACAUUUCUAUAUCAUCGUUCGGCCAGUACUUAGAAGGGUAGUUAGAUGACCUGUAACUCCACACACCGUAUAUCUUAACAACCACAUCGACGAAACUCGUGUCCCCUGUGUGCCUUUUUCUUUCCACAAUUUAGCCCCAACAACACGUUCACACAAACAAACAGUUAUAACCUUAUACGAUGGCGUUGGGUGUUCCUGCUGUUCCGUUCACGUACGUUGUUCACGUUCUCGGUGUUGUCGCCGCCGUAUUGGUGUUGGUCUGGAACUUCCAUUUCAGAGGUGGUUUGGCUUGGAGUUCUCCCAAUAAGGCUCUCAUCUUCAAUCUUCAUCCUGUUCUUAUGCUUAUUGGCUUAAUAAUAUUUGGAGGUGAAGCGAUUAUAAGUUACAAAUCUCUUCCGUUGAAGAAGGAAGUGAAGAAACUGAUACACCUUGUUCUCCACGCGAUUGCAUUAAUUCUUGGAAUAAUUGGAAUUUGUGCUGCGUUCAAGAAUCACAAUGAAAGUGGGAUUGCUAAUCUGUACAGCUUGCAUUCAUGGCUUGGAAUCGGGGUUAUAUCCUUUUAUGGCAUUCAGUGGAUAUUUGGGUUUGUUGUAUUUUUCUACCCUGGUGGAAGUUCAGAGAUAAGACGUGAGUCACUUCCAUGGCAUGUAUUAUUCGGGCUGUUUGUGUAUAUUUUAGCUCUUGCCACUGCUUCUCUUGGGUUUCUGGAAAAGCUCACAUUUUUGGAGAGUUCAGGACUUCCAAAAUAUGGUUCUGAAGCUUUACUUGUCAACUUCACUGCAAUAAUCACAAUCUUAUUUGGUACUUUUGUUGUAUUAUCGGCCAUAUCUCAAGCUCCACCAGCUGCCGAUGACUACGCACCCAUAUCAGUUGAUUAAAGUAAUGUUAUGUUUGUUGUUGUUGGUUUGUACUUGGGACUAAGGGAAAAUGAUAUUUUGUUUAUAUGGUUGGACUCAGUUUGUAUUUUAUCUUUAAUAGUAUCCACAAAACUUGACAUUAUAAGUUGGUUUGGAUCAUUGUGAUUUACAAAUGAAUAAGUGAAAUGUCGCGAGUUCGAAUUCA